CGGGAACACCUCCUCCCCCCUCUCCUCUUUCUCCUCCUCCUCCUCCUUCUCCUUUUCUUCCUCCUCCUCCCCGCAGGCCGGAGUGCUGGCCUGUCUCCCGGCACUGUUGGCGAGCAGCACGCAGGGCAUGGAGGGUCAGGAACUGCCUUGUGUGUUAAUUGACUGUAUUGGAGGGGAGCAUGGAGUAUAUGAAGACCAUGCUGAAUUUCUAAAGGAAUGUUUUCGUCUCAUCACCAUGAAAGAAUAUCUUGAAAACAAGAAAUUUCUUGGCGAAAAGAUCAGAGCCAUUUAUAUGUGGUAUCACAAACCAGUUAUUAAUGAAGAGCUGCUGCAGAGCCUGCCUAACCUGAAGAUAGUUGCAAGCUCUGGAGUGGGAAUAGAUCACUUGGAUAUGAAUCUCCUCUAUAGCUAUGGUGUGAAGGUAUCUAACACUCCAUUUACUGUUUCCACUGACACUGCAGACUUGGGGAUGGCUUUGAUGCUGGCAUCUUCCAGGAGACUUGUGGAAGGCCAUCAAAUGGCAAUAUCCCCUGAAACUGAAUAUUUCCCUGCCAACUGGCUGGGUGCUGAGGUUUCUGGAGCUACUCUAGGCAUCAUUGGAAUGGGCACCAUUGGCUACAAAGUGGCUGAGAGAGCCAAAGCCUUUGAAAUGAAAAUUUUAUACCACAACAGGAAACAGAGAAACAAGGAAGAAGAACGUGCUGUUGGAGCUACCUACUGUAAGAAGAUAGAUUAUUUGCUCCAGCAGGCAGAUUUUGUGAUGCUGGCUGUGAACCUGACACCUCAGACACGCAGGCUGAUUGGGAAGAGGGAGCUACAGUUGAUGAAACCCACAGCCACUCUCAUUAAUAUCAGCAGAGGUCUGGUUGUAGAUCAGGAUGCUUUGGUGGAGGCUCUUCAAAACAAAGUUAUUAAGGCAGCUGCUCUGGAUGUGACAUAUCCUGAACCUUUGCCAAGGGAUCACCCUUUGCUAAAACUGGAGAAUGUUAUUAUAACCCCUCACAUCGGAAGUGCCACCGUAAAGACACGCCACCUUAUGAAGGAAAACAUGACCGAAAGCAUACAAGCAGCUCUCGCAGGUCUUCCCAUCCCUAAUGAAGUAUUACUGUGAAGUGACCUGCAUUUAACAUUCAAUUCAUGUCACUAGCGGUUACCCUACAGUGAGGAAACAGUAAUUUGAUAACUCUUCCCUGUAAUUCAUGAAUGUAUGUAAUACAGAUAAGAUGCAGAAGUAUAAUUUUAAUUAGAUGUUUUUAAUUUGUCAUUUAAAUAGUUUUAAAUUAAAUACCAAACUGCUUCUGUGUGGAAAAACUGCCGUAUUUUGUCAUUAACUUGAAUAACAAACUAGUGCAAUUUAA
This is a messenger RNA of Numida meleagris (helmeted guineafowl), 1358 nucleotides long. Its product is annotated as probable 2-ketogluconate reductase. Gene Ontology annotation, molecular function: NAD binding; glyoxylate reductase (NADPH) activity; hydroxypyruvate reductase [NAD(P)H] activity. NCBI's taxonomy places the organism in Eukaryota, Metazoa, Chordata, Aves, Galliformes, Numididae. The transcript is spliced from 6 exons. Gene Ontology annotation, cellular component: cytosol. The coding region runs from base 128 to 1111 and encodes 327 amino acids. The record is from RefSeq and is a predicted model, not a curated record.